CUUAUGUUCUCAGCUGUUAGUAUGCGGCUGAUUUAAACCUUAACAACUGCGACGGAAGGGUUUUGUUAUGGAAGACAUGCUGGAAAGUUUACUGCCAUAAAAGUGAGAACAGGAUUGGGUGGAAGUGACACUGUGGGAUAAGGAAAGACAGUUUUAAAGUGACCAGCGUGUAAUAAUCAUGGAGGUGAUUUACAGUGCAAGUAGUUGGAUCUACAUCUAGCUGAAGCCUUUCUACUGGUCUUUUUAAAAACAGUUUAUCAAAUAUGGAAGAAGAAGAAGAAUUUAACAAUCAGCCGGAAAAAGAAAUAUCAGUUACCUGCUUGACACCACCUUUUGACACAAAGUAUAACCAUCGGGUUCCUGAGGGUGGACACCUUGAAGAGAGUUUAGUAAAUGAAAGGACAGAAAAAAGAGACCCAGAGGAAGGGGAUGAUGACAGUUCAUUUUCAUUUGAGGACAAAGUGAAUACUCGGUCUGUGCAUGACAACCAAAAUGACAGUGAAAAGAUAAAAGAUGUUAGGAACAGAAUGGGAAAUGAGUGUAGGGAUAGCAUGGAUGGUGAUUAUACUGCUGAUGAAGAUGAGGAUUGGGAAGGUGAUGAAGAUGUUCAUAAACAGAAUGAUAAAGAUGACAAUGAAUUUAGUCAAACAGCCAUAAGUAAUGAACAAAUUUCUGCCCAGGAUCCAGUUACACAAGUGCAGGAGGAGGGAUGUGCAGCAAAUAUUCCUAGCAACGGUAGCCUUUAUCUCAAUGACAGUACUGAUGGUGCUUGCCUUAGUAACCAUGACAUGUUGCUUAGCAAUGGUGACAAUGAAGAAUUUUACAUGGAAAGUGAAAGUGAACAAAUAAUUCCUCGCCAACAAACUGAACAGUUCAUUUCUCAGGAUAGAAGUGAAAUUAUUUCAGAAUCAUCAGUGGAAAACAAAGAGGAAAAAUAUGAAACAGAGCUCUCUAGUUGCCAUGACAACCAAAAGAAAAUUUCCACCAUGCAACAAAAUACUGAAAUUUCAACCUCAGGCAAUUUUCACAGCAUCCACGAAAAUCACCAUGACAAUCAAAGCCAGGUUAGCCAUGAAAAUUACCAUGACAACCAAAGUAAGCCAUGUCCAGAUGAAAGGGAUGAUGCAUGGAUCUCAGGAUCUGAACCUGCAAAAUCAUUUGACUGUUCUGAAACUUUGCAUGAAGAAUAUUUUGAACUACCUGAUAAGAGUAGAGGCACUAAAAUGACCCGAAUUGACCAACUGGCAUCACCAGAAAGGAACGGCUGUUCACAUGAUCACCACGGCAGUAAACUGCCCAACAUGGAGUUGCUAAAAGAGAAGAGAAAAAAGAGAAAGGCAAGAAAGCAACUUCUUAAGCAGACUGAAGAAUGCCCAGAAAUUUGCCAACAAGUGGAUGAUGUAUCUGAAAUCAGAAAAAAUGAGGACAAUUUGAAAUUAUCAGCUGGAGGAAAUGAAAUAGAAAAUAGUAAGAUACCUGAUGCAAAUUUUGCGUGUGUAACCCUUCCCGAAAAUGACGUCAAUCAAUCUGUGACAGUGAUUACAACAACAGUAUCAACAGUUGCAAUUCCACCAAUUGCAGUAACAACAUCAACAGCAACAGCAAUAACUACAACACAUAAUAGUGCUCAACCUGCUGCUGUAAUCAAGGAAAAAAUUGACGUGUUUGCUUAUCUCCCCAGUUUACGAGUGCGUAAACCCGUGGAUCUACCUCCGGAGGUCCUGGAGGACCCACUGAAGGAUAUCUUGCUCACAAUAUUUGACAAGGCCGAUUUGAAUAGUAAUGGGAGCUUGAAUGCUGCCGAAUUAGAGGAGCUGUUGAAAUCUCCUACCUUAGACAUAGAUAUAAAGUGGGAUGAUGUAAAGAAGAUGACAAGAUCACUGGACAGUAAAAAGGAAGGAAACGUCACAUUUGAAGAUUUCAGACCACUGGCAGUGGAAGCAAUGAAAGUGAUCUAUGGACGGGACCAGCAAGUGAAGAGCCAUUGGGUUGAGCUGGACCUGGGAGAACACACCCUGUAUUUCAACAGAGUUACAGGAGAAGCCAGCUAUAUUAUCCCUGAGGACUAUGUACUGGACCUGCACUUUGCAGAUGACCUGUUUGCUGAUGCUGUACGUGCUGCCCUGGCCAGAGUGGACAGAAGACAUACUGGUCAAGUUGGAGCGAAGGAUUUCUUCACUGUGCUACGCUCCAUUGCAUUCAGUCUCAGACUUACUGAUGAAGAUCUCAAGGAAAUUACAAAGGUUUUUGGCUCCAAGCGAGUCAGAGUCAGUCAUGAAGAGUUUAUUCCUGUUGCUAAACAACUGAUCUGUAUGAUCUAUCGAGCCCGUGAAGAAGGAGCGAAUGACUGGUGCAUGAUGUCCAGCCCGAGAGCAGGAAGUUUUUGGUUCAACAAGAAAACUGGACAGGCCAAGAAAACACCCCCUGCCCAUGUUAUACGGGCUCAACAACAACAGCUUGAAGAGAGAACUAGUCUACGUGACAUUGUACGACUGUCCCCAAGAGGUGGUGGGUCAGUCCAUGCUGGGGUCAGUGGAAUCACCAGUAAAUGGAAUAUUAAUGGCAGAAGGACCACAUCUUUGACCAAUACUGUCCAGAAGAUUAUAAACAAAAAGAGGGAGGAAGAAAGAGAAAAAGAGCGACAGUUUCUUGCUGCCAAACUAGAGGAGCUAAAGGAAUUUACGGAAAAAUAUGAAAAGGAGAAGAAGGACAGAGAGGCCUUGGAAACUCGGCACAGUAACCUCCAAGUGAAAUACGAGGCCGCAUGUCUGGAGCUGCAGAAGACACAAGGACUAUUGGAAAAAUUACGAACAGAAAACAAGAAGAAAACAGAACACAUUGAGGGUUUACAGAAAGAAGUCACUUUUAUGGCUGAUAGGGUUAAGGUUCUGGACCAAAAAGCUUUGGAUUUGGAAAGAGCUGAAAUCACAGUAGAACAAUUGAAAAGAACACUGGAAUCCUACCAAAAGCAAAACCGAGACAAAGAGUCAGAGCUAAAGGAAACCCGCCAGUGUCUGGAAGAUACAGGGAAAAAACUGUCUGUUGCACAUACUCAGAUAGAAGAUUUGGAAGAGAAGGCAUCAGACCUGAAACAACAGGUGAGGGAGGAACUGAGGAGGAAUGAAAAACUGGAGCAGGGUUUGCUGGGUUCUUAUUGUACUCACAAACACUACCAGAAAGAGUGGCCAGAAAUUUGA
Molecule: messenger RNA, 3197 nt
Organism: Lingula anatina
Lineage: Eukaryota; Metazoa; Brachiopoda; Lingulata; Lingulida; Lingulidae
Biological process (GO): mitotic cytokinesis; Rho protein signal transduction; mitotic spindle midzone assembly
Cellular component (GO): nucleus; midbody; cleavage furrow
Molecular function (GO): GTPase activator activity; calcium ion binding
Source: RefSeq, a predicted model, not a curated record